AGUACAGCCCAGUCGCGCCACGGUAUUGCCAUGGGUUCUCAACUCUCCCCCGCUCUCAUCUCGCUUCCCGUUCUCUCACUCGCUUUCUCACUAGCCUCUCCCUCGCCUCUUCCUCUCCCCAGGCUCACCCCACGCCACCUGAAGUAUCUUCAACAGACGGACAGACAGACAGACAAGAUGGCGGGCCUGCUUCUAAGAACUGUUUUGGUGUACACGCUGACAAUAUGCUGCGGUGCUUCCCUUCAUAACACAGAUGAAGGAUACGUACCCACAGAGGAUACUGACACAAGACCGAAGCCUAUUGAGUUACCGUGGUCCCCUUCCCUUGAACGAGAGAUGGCGCGCUCGGCAGGGACAGAAGGCAGCUUAGAGAAUGUGCAGCCUUUGGAAUCUGAUCACUGGAGGUCGAUAGAUACCCUGGGACACCCCGAGGAAGAGGAAAUGCCGCUAGUACCGAUAGAAAUUGAGUUAUCGCAGAGAACUCGCGCGCAGUUGGAUACACUGUCUCGUUCAGCCCACCUCGCGCAGCCUCGGUUUGGUCUUGAAACGCCGCUCGACCCUCUGUCCUCCUCCUCCAGUUUGAAAUACGUGCACGAGGGGGAUUUGCUGAAGUUGCGCCUGGUUUUGGAUAACUUAACUCUUGCAGGGCUCAGUUCAUUGUCAGUCCAGGAGGUGACAUUCCAACGCGGGCCAGCAGAAGAGGAGGUAAGCAGACACGACUUGGCUGAAGGAGGGGGUAGACACGGGCGGAGGAAUGGGCGGCGUGCAGCUAGUAGUUCUGGUUUGGUGCGGGCCGCCUUCUCCCAGGUGGUUGUGAGGGCCAAAUACCAAGUGAGAGGCAGUGCUGGAGGCUUCCUUACCUUCAGGGAGAGUGGAAAUCUGACCCUCACUGCCCCGACUGUGUUUCUCACCUCACGCCUUGCUCUCAUCCUGCCGCCGCCACCGCCUCUGUCACCGCUACGCUCUGCUGCUACACCACACAGGCGUCACGGGGGAAGGGUGAAGGUGGUAAGGGUGAGGAGUGAGGUGACUACAGGCCCCACCACGCUGACCAUCCAGCCUGCCGCCCAUCCGCCCAAGUGGGUGAGGCAGCAGGUGCAGACGAAGACAAACCUCCCUUCUCUGACACACUACCGGGGCAGCUGGAGGAGCUAUCGAAAGACCUGAGCCGCGGACACGGGGCGGUGCGACGUCUCCUGCACCUCUGGGGGAAGCUGCUGAAGAGACUGAUUCACCGCACAGCUCGCGCCAUCGCCUAGACGCCCUCCCAUUCAGCCAGCCACCCAGCCAGCCAGCCAGAUACGUGUUAAUUGUGAUGGGAAUGAGAAAACAGGAAGGUAGAGUGUACAAGUAAAGAUGAGAGUGGUUAUAUUGGAGAGAAAUUAAUAAGCUUUGGUAUUAUAAGAGAUAUGAAUGAUAUAAGGUUUUAGAGCUCGUGUGAGAGGAAAUACAUUUUAAUUAUGAUUGAUAUGGUAAAAAAAAAAACACGAAGAUAUUGUAUUUUAAGUAAGAAUUAAAGUGAUAUUGUUGGUGGGGAGAAAUUAGUGAACAUUGGUAGUAUAAGAUGGAUGAUGUAAAAGGAUUUGUUUAUAUAUUGGCUUAUAAAGAGUUCUGUUCACUCGUUCAGCUUAUCUGGCCACACCUGAGCAAAAUACAGGUGUUAACUGGAGAACAGGUGUAGAGGUUUGAGUAUUAUAAUUAUGACCUUUAAUUUCAUGUAGAUUAAAGGCUGUUUUCCUUUGAUAGUUUUGUUAGAUAGUAUUGUUAUUAAGAGAGAGAGAGAGAGAGAGAGAGAGAGAGAGAGAGAGAGAAUGUGUGUUCUUAUAUGCAAAUAUAUUACUUUCUCAGCUUCAAUGGAUAUAUAGAAAGACAGGAAUAGAGAGAGAGAGAGAGUGCAUGUGCGUGUAUUCUCGUAUGCACAGAUAUUACCCCACUUCAGCUGUAAUACCCCAUGUUGUGAUAGAUAAGCUAAACAACAACCUUUGCAUUAGUAUUACCCCCUAACACACUCCCACAGCCUCCUCAGUGUGUUUGGUAUAGUCUGCUAUUAGUGUGUCUAUAUACUUAACACUUUGUAUAUAUCUUCCCUUACUAACAAUUGAAGUAUGUAGUG
Molecule: messenger RNA, 2113 nt
Organism: Scylla paramamosain (green mud crab)
Lineage: Eukaryota; Metazoa; Arthropoda; Malacostraca; Decapoda; Portunidae
Exons: 6
Coding region: 31-1167 (378 amino acids)
Source: RefSeq, a predicted model, not a curated record